Amoebophrya sp. A25 is the source of this 303-nucleotide messenger RNA. The record is from the annotation of a GenBank genome assembly. NCBI's taxonomy places the organism in Eukaryota, Dinophyceae, Syndiniales, Amoebophryaceae.
GCCCGAACUACCGACCCGCGACCAGUCGUCGUCACUAGUACUAGAGGCGCGCGAAGAUGUGCGUCGAAUACUAUUAAGGGUAGGCUACAGGUGCUUUUGUUACCGUUUGUUAUGGCUCUCCUAAGGGGGACAGCCAUAACAAGGGGGAUACAUUAUAGACGAACACCAAGAGCCUACCUCUAAUACUAGAAGGAGGCGGUAGCUUAUCUCGGAUAGAAUCUUCCCCCAUGGAAAAGAGGCAGUCAAGACAGCCAGGAGCUGUAGUACGGUCAAGACAGCAAGGGCACGAACGUGAGCAGCAAC